AUGACCCUCCCAGCGACAUUCACUCUCAACAAUGGUAUGACAUCGCCCGCUGUCGGCGUGGGCACUUUCCAAGGCGAAAGCGGCAAUUCCAAAGUCAAGGAUGCUGUGAAGCUGGCCCUGAAACUCGGCUACAAGCACCUCGAUGGCGCGUGCGCUUAUGGGAAUGAAAGGGGGAUUGGCGAAGCGAUCAAGGAGAGCGGUAUCCCGCGGGAAGAGCUCUUCGUUACAUCCAAGUUAGCACAAACGUGGCAUGACCCAAGAGACGUGGAAAGCGCGCUCGACGUCCCCUUGCAGGAUCUCCAGCUUGACUUCUCUUUAUCGAGGCUGACAAGCGAAGUUCCACAUGCCUACAAGGCGGGUGAGAACACCACGACUAUCCGCCAUCCCAGUGGCAACGGAAAGCCGGUAAUUGAACAUGACCGGUCCAGACGAUAUCCCGAGACAUGGCAGGCCAUGGAAAAACUGGUUGACUCGGGCAAAGCACGGUCCAUAGGCAUCGCGAACCUCAGUGUGCUCAAGAGCAAGCGCAUUCUCGAGGUCGCUCGUAUCAUUAGAGCGGUAAACCAGGUCGAAAUCUACCCGUACACCUUGUUAGAUACUUUCCGCCAGCAUGAGCGCUUGGAAGUCUCCUCCAAGCAUGGGAAUCUCCCCAUGGCCCAUCGGCCCCUCGGAGGACGGCCGAUAGCCGCAGUUCGUGGUCAUGCGGACAAGCCCUUCCCAACGGAUGAUGCUGUGAUUGUCGAUAUUGCCGCCAAAUAUCAGGUGACUCCGGGACAAGUUUGCCUCACCUGGGCCGUGCAGCGCGGGAUACCGGUGAUUCCCAAAUCCACACAGGAAGAACACCCGAAGCAGAAUCUGCAACUCAGACGGUUGCCGGAUGAUCUCUUUAAGGCUGUCAACACCUUGGCGACCAGACUUGGCCCGUUGCGAUUUCUUGAUCCAAGGCGGCAUAUUGGAUUCGACAUCUUCGACGAGGAGGCCUCUGCUCAAAUCCCUUUGCAAAACGCAUACUAG
This is a messenger RNA of Chaetomium strumarium, 1014 nucleotides long. RefSeq names its product aldo-keto reductase. The coding region runs from base 1 to 1014 and encodes 337 amino acids. The record is from RefSeq and is a predicted model, not a curated record. NCBI's taxonomy places the organism in Eukaryota, Fungi, Ascomycota, Sordariomycetes, Sordariales, Chaetomiaceae. The transcript has 7 exons. Gene Ontology annotation, molecular function: aldose reductase (NADPH) activity. Gene Ontology annotation, cellular component: cytosol.